Molecule: messenger RNA, 5955 nt
Organism: Knipowitschia caucasica
Lineage: Eukaryota; Metazoa; Chordata; Actinopteri; Gobiiformes; Gobiidae
Source: the annotation of a GenBank genome assembly
AUGCGCUGGGAAAGUUAUUGCAUUUACAGGAUGUCAGAUUCAGACAGCGAUGAGGACCAGGAUCGUCCUUUUUCAAUAACUGGAUUUUUAUUUGGAAAUAUUAACGAAGAUGGACAACUGGAAGGUGACAGUGUGUUGGACAAUGAGUCAAAGAAACAUCUGGCUGGCCUAGGCAAUCUUGGGCUUGGAUCACUUAUUACAGAAAUAACUGCAAACGAAGAAGACAGCCCAGAGGAUCCCAAAGGCUCAAGUGUUGUAGAUGCAGAAGGCUGGGUGAAAAGCACUGAAGAUGCUGUGGAUUACUCUGACAUCAGUGAAGUUGCAGAGGAUGAAACAAGAAAGUAUCGGCAGGCAAUGGGCUCAUUGCAACCAAGCAAGAAGAUUGAUGAUGGAGAUGACUAUGAUGCUGACUGUGAAGAUAUUGACUCUAAGCUGAUGCCACCUCCUCCUCCACCAACUCUUACCACAUCAGUUAAAAAAGAUGAAGCUGGUCAAAGCACAAAUAUUCCAGAAGAGGGUGAUGGUAUUAUAUUACCAUCUAUCAUUGCACCAUCUUCUUCUGGAGACAAGGUCGACUUCAGUAGUUCUUCAGAUUCAGAAUCGGAAACUGAUCGUCCUUCACAAAAGUCUGGUUCAGGUGGGGCCCCAGAUCGGCUCACCCUACCUCUUGCUGGAAUUAUGCAGAAAGAUGCUGCCAAAGCCUUGCCAAAAGUCACGGAGCUUUUCCCAGAGUUUAGACCUGGAAAGGUUCUCAGAUUCUUAAGAUUGUUCGGACCCGGAAAGAACAUGCCGUCUGUUUGGAGAAGCGCCAGAAGGAAAAAAAAGAGAAAACACAGAGACCAUCAGCCUGGAACACCUCCACCUGAGGGCGAAAGCUCAGAGCAAAGUCAAGAGAAGUCUGGGUGGGUGUAUGAGUACGCACUAGCUCCGCCUCCAGAACAAUGUCUCUCUGAUGAUGAGAUUACUAUGAUGGCUCCAGUAGAAUCCAAGUUUUCACAGUUGUGUGGUGAUGGAGAUAAAGAAACAGAGUCUCGACCUAAAGUAGCAGAAUGGAGAUAUGGGCCGGCUCAGCUGUGGUAUGACAUGCUUGGUGUCCCUGAAGAUGGAAGCAACUUCAACUAUGGUUUCAAACUAAAGGAGAAAAAUGAUGAGCUGGAGACUGAAGAACCCUCCAAGGAUGUAACAGACAUGGCUUUGGUACCUCAAGAACUUGAAGACUGUGAAGAAGACGGUGACAAAGAGCCAAAACACCUUGAGAAUGAGCUGUUUCUGAUGGUCACUCAGCUGCAGUGGGAGGAUGAUAUCAUCUGGAAUGGAGAGGAUGUGAAACACAAGGGGACUAAGACUCAAAGAGCCAGCCUGGCAGGAUGGCUCCCCUCCAGCAUGACACGCAACGCCAAUGCAUAUAAUGCCCAACAAGGUCUUACAAGAAGUAAUUCACAACUUGGCCCACCCCCAUUGCCCCCUCCACCAAAAGUGUCGAUGAUCUCUGGCUCUAAACGGGACAAAAAUUGUUUGGAUAAUUCAGUGUCUCACGAAGAUGAUAAUCAUUGGUACUCAAUUUUCCCCAUUGACAAUGAGGAGCUGGUGUAUGGGCGCUGGGAAGACAAUAUUAUUUGGGAUGACCAGGAGAUGGAUUACUUUCUUGCUCCACCUGUUCUUACACUUGACCCAAAUGAUGAGAACAUUAUUCUAGAAAUUCCAGAUGAAAAGGAGGAAAUUACAUCUCAUUCGCCAUCAAAAGAAAACAAAAAGGAAACUGCACUCAAGAAAAGUCGAAUCCUGCUGGGGAAGACAGGCGUAAUAAAAGAUGAACCUCAGCAGAACAUGUCCCAACCUGAGAUAAAAGACCCAUGGAACCUCUCAAACGAUGAAUUCUACUAUCCCAAACAACAAGGUCUACGAGGCACCUUUGGAGGAAACAUUAUUCAGCACUCUAUCCCUGCCUUGGAGUUGAGGCAGCCUUUCUUUCCGACACACAUGGGACCCAUGAAACUACGUCAAUUCCAUCGACCGGCUUUGAAAAAGUACUCAUUUGGUGCUUUGGCACAGCCAGGACCACAUCCAGUUCAACCUCUUCUUAAGCACAUCAAGAAAAAAGCUAAGAUGAGAGAACAAGAGCGGCAGGCAUCUGGAGGUGGAGAUAUGUUUUUUAUGCGAACUCCUCAAGAUCUCACAGGCAAAGAUGGAGAUCUGAUUUUAGCAGAGUACAGCGAAGAAUAUGCACCGACGAUAAUGCAAGUGGGCAUGGCCACCAAAAUCAAGAACUACUACAAACGUAAACCUGGUAAAGACCCAGGAGCACCUGACUGUAAAUAUGGAGAAACUGUGUAUUGCCACACGUCACCCUUCCUUGGAUCUCUACACCCCGGGCAGCUGUUGCAGGCAUUUGAGAACAACCUUUUCCGUGCACCUAUUUACCUGCACAAAAUGCCAGAGACCGAUUUUCUGGUUUUGCGAACACGUCAUGGAUACUACAUUCGAGAGCUCGUGGAUAUAUUUGUGGUUGGCCAGGAGUGUCCACUGUCUGAGGUUCCGGGACCGAACUCCAAAAGAGCCAAUACACACAUCAGAGACUUCCUACAAGUAUUUAUUUACAGGUUGUUCUGGAAGAGCAAGGACCGACCCAGAAGAAUCCGAAUGGAAGACAUUAAAAAAGCUUUUCCAUCACAUUCAGAAAGCAGCAUUAGGAAACGUCUUAAACUUUGUGCUGACUUUAAACGCACAGGAAUGGACUCCAACUGGUGGGUUUUAAAGCCUGACUUCCGAUUACCAACUGAAGAGGAGAUCAGAGCCAUGGUGUCUCCAGAGCAGUGCUGUGCGUACUACAGCAUGCUGGUGGCAGAGCAGAGACUGAAGGAUGCUGGUUAUGGAGAGAAAUCAUUCUUUGCACCGGAGGAGGAGAAUGAAGAGGACUUUCAAAUGAAAAUUGAUGAUGAGGUUAGGACUGCCCCCUGGAAUACCACAAGAGCCUUCAUUUCAGCCAUGAAGGGGAAAUGUCUGCUGGAGGUCACUGGUGUUGCUGAUCCGACUGGCUGUGGAGAGGGGUUUUCCUAUGUUAAGGUGCCAAACAAGCCCACACAGCAGAAGGAUGACAAAGAACCCCAGCCUGUCAAAAAGACUGUGACAGGAACUGAUGCUGAUUUGAGAAGACUUUCUUUAAAAAAUGCCAAGCAACUUCUACGCAAAUUUGGUGUACCAGAGGAAGAAAUUAAGAAGCUGUCUCGAUGGGAGGUGAUCGAUGUAGUGAGAACCAUGUCCACAGAGCAGGCCCGCUCUGGUGAAGGACCCAUGAGUAAGUUUGCCCGAGGUUCACGCUUCUCUGUGGCUGAGCAUCAGGAGCGCUACAAGGAGGAGUGCCAGAGGAUCUUUGAUCUGCAGAACAAGGUGUUGGAGUCAACGGAGGUGCUGUCCACAGACACAGACAGCAGCUCUGCAGAGGACAGUGACUUUGAGGAGAUGGGGAAGAAUAUUGAGAACAUGCUGCAGAACAAAAAGACCAGCUCACAGCUUUCCAGAGAGCGUGAAGAGCAGGAGAGGAAGGAGCUCCAGAGAAUGUUAAUGGGAGAAGAAAGUGAUCGAGACCACAAGGGCCGGAAGGACAGGCGGAAAGGCUUAUCAAGCUCUUUGUCCACCAGCUCCCACAAAGAUGACGACACUUGCUCUGUCACCAGUCUGAACUCAGCCUCAGGGCGCAGGCUCAAGAUUUACCGCACAUUCAGAGAUGAGGACGGGAAAGAGUAUGUUCGCUGUGAAACUGUGCGCAAAGCCUCUGUCAUAGAUGCAUACCUGAGGAUCAGAACCACAAAGGAUGAUGAUUUCAUUCGAAAAUUUGCCGUUUAUGACGAGCAACACAGAGAGGAGAUGCGGAAGGAGCGGCGGCGUAUUCAGGAGCAGCUGCGCAGACUCAAGCGCAACCAAGAAAAGGACAAGUUCAAAGGGCCUCCAGAGAAGAAGGCCAAAAAGGCCAAGGACAGGCCAGACCUCAAGGUAAAACUUAAAUGUGGUGCUUGUGGAGCUAUUGGACACAUGAGGACGAACAAGUUCUGCCCACUAUACUAUCAAACGAACGCUCCACCCUCUAACCCGGUGGCAAUGACCGAGGAACAAGAGGAGGAACUGGAGAAGACUGUUAUUCACAAUGACAAUGAGGAGCUGAUCAAAGUGGAAGGCACCAAAAUAGUUCUGGGAAAACAGCUCAUUGAGAGUGCGGACGAAGUGCGAAGAAAGUCUUUGGUGUUAAAGUUCCCCAAGCAACAGCUCCCAGCAAAGAAGAAGAGACGUGUUGGCAGCGCUGUGCAUUGUGACUAUCUCAAUAAACCACACAAGUCCAUCCAUCGCAGACGUACUGACCCCAUGGUGACUUUGUCUUCAGUGCUGGAGAGCAUCAUCAAUGACAUGCGGGACCACCCAAACACAUAUCCUUUCCACACACCUGUGAAUGCCAAGGUUGUAAAGGACUAUUACAAGAUUAUUAAUCGUCCAAUGGAUCUUCAAACACUGAGAGAAAAUGUGCGGAAACGUCUCUACCCGUCUAGAGAUGAGUUUCGAGAAGCUGUAGAGCUAAUUGUGAAGAACAGCGCCACUUACAAUGGAGCAAAACAUCCUAUUACACAAGUAGCACAGUCGAUGCUAGAUUUGUGUGAUGCAAAACUGAAAGAGAAAGAAGACCGAUUAGUGAGGCUGGAAAAAGCCAUAAACCCUUUGCUGGAUGAUGAUGAUCAAGUUGCCUUUUCUUUUAUUUUGGACAACAUUGUGACUCAGAAAAUGAUGGCAGUGCCUGAUUCAUGGCCGUUCCAUCAUCCUGUCAACAAGAAGUUUGUGCCAGACUAUCACAAGGUCAUCGCAAUCCCCAUGGACCUAGAGACUGUCCGGAAGAACAUUUCCAAGCACAAAUAUCAAAACAGAGAGUACUUCCUCUCAGACAUCAGUCUUAUCCAUGCAAAUAGCAACAAGUACAAUGGUCCAGACAGCCCAUACACCAAAACAGCUUUGGACAUAGUCAACGUGUGCAAACAGACUUUGGCAGAUUACGACGAGCAUUUGACCCAGUUGGAGAAGGACAUCUCCACUGCUAAAGAGGCUGCUUUGGAUGCAGCUGAUCUGGAGAGUUUUGACUCAAUGACUCCGGGGCCCUACACACCUCAGCCUGUUGACCUGUUUGACAGUGCCGCCUCAGGAAGCAUGCCAAGAGAGACCAGCAGUCUUUUCUCUGAAGGACCUCUAGUGGUUGCUCCAGAGAAGAGAGGUGGUCAGGGUCGUCACAGCAGAAGACUUGGAGAAGAAGAGUCAGACGUGGACAUUGAAGGCUUUGAAGAGGAUGACGACGGAAAGCCCAAAACCCCUGCUCCUGCAGAGGAUGCAGAGGGAGACUUGGAGGAUGAUGAUGAUGAAGAUGAUAUGUUGCUGAUGCCGCCUCGCAGGCGACUGCACAAUGAAGACGAUGAUGAAGACGAUGAGGACAGCAGGUCGAACCGCCCAGCUCAGUCCAGUGUUCUGUACCAGGACCUGCUCAUGUCCGAUGGAGAGGAUGAUGCGAGCGAGGAAGAAGGAGACAAUCCAUUCUCUUCCAUUCAAUUGUCUGAGAGCGGCAGUGACUCGGACAGAGAGCUGGAUGUGAGACCGCAGCCCCCGCGCAGGACCCAGGAGACGGCCCGCAUGGGAAUGGAGCAGGACGAGAGUAUGAUGUCAUAUGAAGGGGCCGAUGAACCUCAUUUGGAAGACAGCAAUGUCAGCUAUGGGAGUUACGAGGACCCAGAGAGCCGCAGUCAGAUGCCCCCGUCGAGCCUGGGCAACGGCGAUGAGUACAGCGUCAGUGAGGAAGAGGAGGAUGAGGAGGAUGAAGCUCGCAGGAGGGGCCCUGCUGUGCUGUCCCAAGUGCAGCUCAGUGAGGAUGAGGAGAGCGAGGAGUUCAGGUCCAUUGGAGGAGACAGCGGCAUGGACUCUGAUAAUUAG